AUGGAGAGCUGGUAUAGUCUGGUCAAGCAGGACAGGCUGAGGAGGUUGAUCGGGCUGGAGAGCUGUUGUAGUCGGGUCAAGCAGGACAGACUGAGCAAGUUGAUUGGGCUGGAACUCUGGCAUAGUCAGGUCAAGCAGGACAGGCUGAGUCAGAAGUGGUUUUCUCUGGCAGCGCUCCACUCGUUUUGUGUAGCAAUCUUGCAGGUGACUCAAAGUGAGGGAAGGACGAAACCUUAUGAGUCAGCUUCUGAAUCAGCGACCCUGUGUUCUAGAUGGACGAUUAGUGGAACGCUGGCCCCUCAUGUCCAGUGGCAAGUCAUGGUCUACCUGAGUGACAGUUUGUUAGAUGGAGGCUUUGCUGGCGGCGCACUCAUAUCCAACCUUUGGGUUUUGACAACUGGAAGGAAUCUGUUUGUCAAAAACAGUCGGCAGGACAUUCGUGGAAAAAAUCUCAUCAUGCCUAAAGUGCAUCUUGGAAUUUCACAUAAAGAGGAAGCUCCAAAGAGCUCAUAUAUUACUGUUGUGCAGGUUAUUGUCCACCCAGGUUUCCAAAACCAAUCUGACUGGGACAGCGAUUUAGCAUUGAUCCAACUGAAGGAACCUGUAGUUAUUAGCCGGAUGGUGACCCCCAUCCCUCUGCCAAGGAGUGACCAGAGCGUGUGUGCCACCCAAGGUGCUACAGGGGUCAUGACGGGAUGGGGCUAUGGUUACCACUUCACAACAGCCGCCUCACUAAAGCACCUGCUGCUUCUUCUGGCACCUCAUACCGAUUGCAAAGCAGAAUAUGAAAAUACAGACUACACGCCGACUUUGGAUGAAAACAUGUUGUGUACUGGGCCAAAAUAUGGAGAAAACGUGUGUAUGGGUGACGCAGGAGGUGCUCUUGCUAUCAAAGAUCCUCAAAGUGGAGAUGUGUUUGAUAAACACAUCUCUUAUGAUAAAUCGUGGGAGCUGAUUGCUCUGAGGGCCUUGUGGAAGUUCUCCUCAUUAGAGGAGGUAGCGUUUGGAACAAAUGUCGAUGUGACCACAAACGCCGCCUUUUUCGGCUAG
This is a messenger RNA of Nerophis lumbriciformis (worm pipefish), 1050 nucleotides long. The record is from RefSeq and is a predicted model, not a curated record. Lineage: Eukaryota; Metazoa; Chordata; Actinopteri; Syngnathiformes; Syngnathidae.